AUGUCCCGAGGUUCGCAACCAGCAGAGCCAAAAUGGCUGGCACGACCAUCUGGAGCCUGCUGCUUGAAAGGUCAUCUUCAUAGCGGUGAGCCCAAGGGCACCAUCGAGAAGCUCACCGACAUCGAUACAUAUGUCACCAAGCCGGAUCCAUCCAAGGACAAUGGACAUAUUAUCUUCUACUUUCCCGACGUUUACGGCUUCUUCACGAACGGCCUUCUUGUUUGCGAUUCAUUCGCUGAGUCGGGUUAUACUGUGAUUGGGAUGGACUUCUUUAAUGGUGAUCCGGUAUACAUGCAUCGAGAUGGACCGAAGGAGCCGCACAAGGACUUCGACUUUGACGCAUGGUUGAACAAGUCCCAUGAGUUCACGAGAAGCCAUAUUGAUGGAUGGCUUGCUGCCGCAAAAGGAAAGUAUGGCUCGCCGGACACGAAAUAUGCUUGUGUAGGGUACUGCUUCGGAGCACCAUACGUGAUGAAAGCCAUAACCGGCUCCUCACCCACAUGUGAAGUCGGAGCCUUCGCCCACCCAGCAUUCCUGAAAGAGGAGCACUUCGAGAAGAUCACUCGACCACUCUAUCUGUCCUGUGCGGAGGACGACUUCACAUUCAGCACUGAAUCCAGGAACAAGGCUCUCGACAUUCUCAUAGCAGCAAAGAAGCCAUAUGGUCUGCAAGUAUUCUCCGGCGUGGCGCAUGGCUUCGCAUUGAGGUGUGAUCUUUCGAAGCCUUAUGAGCGAUGGUGUAAGGAGCAGAGCGUCAGGAGUAUUGUUGAUUAUUUUGACGUACAGCUUGGGCUUUUCGAGAAGGAGAAGUAG
Molecule: messenger RNA, 813 nt
Organism: Cyphellophora attinorum
Lineage: Eukaryota; Fungi; Ascomycota; Eurotiomycetes; Chaetothyriales; Cyphellophoraceae
Product: Protein AIM2
Exons: 2
Coding region: 1-813 (270 amino acids)
Molecular function (GO): hydrolase activity
Source: RefSeq, a predicted model, not a curated record